This is a messenger RNA of Macroventuria anomochaeta, 984 nucleotides long. RefSeq names its product N-terminal nucleophile aminohydrolase. Gene Ontology annotation, biological process: proteasomal protein catabolic process. NCBI's taxonomy places the organism in Eukaryota, Fungi, Ascomycota, Dothideomycetes, Pleosporales, Didymellaceae. Gene Ontology annotation, molecular function: peptidase activity. The record is from RefSeq and is a predicted model, not a curated record. Gene Ontology annotation, cellular component: proteasome core complex, beta-subunit complex; proteasome core complex; nucleus. The transcript is spliced from 3 exons. The coding region runs from base 169 to 780 and encodes 203 amino acids.
ACGGUGCCAGUGACCAUCAACAACGCCUCACUCGAACAAAGCUUCCCACGAUCUCGCCUUUGCAAACAAGGUGUAGCUGAUACGGAGCCCCUCGUUGCUCAGAGCCCCACCACGGUUUACAUCUAAACAAUUCAGCCACCGUCCCACAUCACAUUCCCCUAAGCCACUAUGGAGGUCCUACUUGGUAUCACGGGGAAGGACUUCACCCUCAUCGCCGCCUCCAAAGCCGCCAUGCGAGGCGCCACCAUCCUCAAGGCCUCUGAUGACAAGACCCGGGAGUUGAACAAGCACACGCUGAUGGCCUUCUCUGGAGAAGCCGGUGACACAGUGCAAUUCGCUGAAUACAUCCAAGCAAACAUCCAGCUGUACUCGAUGCGAAACAACAUGGAGCUGUCGCCCGCUGCCACCGCCAACUUCGUUCGUGGAGAGCUCGCACGCGCACUGCGAUCACGGAAACCCUACACAGUGAACCUGCUGCUUGGAGGGUAUGACAGCAUCGCCGACAAGCCCACACUAUACUGGAUCGACUACCUAGCCAGUCUGGCACCCGUUCCCUACGCGGCACAUGGAUAUGCUCAGUACUACUGUCUCUCGUUACUCGACAAGCACCACCACCCGGACAUCGACUACGAGCAGGGUAUGAAGAUCUUGAGGAUGUGCACAGAGGAGCUGAAGCGUCGCCUACCGAUCGACUUCAAGGGCGUUCUUGUCAAGGUGAUCACAAAGGACGGGGUCAAGGAUGUCGAGUACGAGGACGAUGUCAAGGUUGCGAUACCGUAAGAGAAGGAUGUGUUGGACAGGUCAUGGCGAAUUGAUGAUCUGGUUGAUAGGUACGCUGCAUCUGUCAGAAAACAUGGCCAUGGAGCGCUCAACAUGUAGAGAGCUAGCAUUACGACUGGAGUUAUGAUCGAGACGCCACAGUCAAUGACAAAAGAUCACGAACGUAAGGCUUGGACCUUCUGCCAGUGGUGUCCGAUAGCCAAC